AUGGACCUCUUGCGGCAACCCUCCCCGGAAUCGCGUGGCACAAUAUCCAGGCCGUGCGCCAGUGACGAUGCAACUUCCAUCUACUUCAUGUGUGACGACUCCUGGGCCGACCGGGGCGCCGUCGAUGAAGUCAACCAGAUCCGUCUUCUGGAUUUUCUUCGCCUUGACACCCGCCCGACCUUCGUGCUCGACCUGGCUUCCCUCGGCGAAACGCACAGCUUGCUUCAUCCCAUCUACUGCAACCCGGCCCUGUUGGGCGCCGCAAACGGCACCCUCCUCCCGCUCAUCACCGGCCGGGCCAACGUGGACGCCGUUGGCGCUCUCUUCACCGGAAGUUAUUCGCGCUUCCGGACGUGGACUUGCAGCCCAGAGGAUGGCUCUCGGAACGGCGGCUUCAGGUACGCCAACAUACAGUGGACAAAGUUGGUGUUGAUGGGCCGCUGGAGCGUUGUCAGUGGUGUGCUGGACCAACCACGUUCAGACCUGCGCCUCGCUGACCUCUUUCACACUUCUCCCCAACCGACCGCAAGGACACUUCCGACUUUUGGAUUCCCCGGCUUUAGUCGGGACAUGCAUCCCAAUCAGUGUGUGCACCUUGAAGCCCAAAGUGACGACCUGGUUGUUGCACAGCUGCCGAGCUUGACACCGGAUUCGCCUGAAAUGCCGGCCAAGACUACUGACCGUCCGCUUGGGAUGGAUGAUGGCCAGUCCAACGAUGCCCGCGACACGCCAUCUAUCCAUUGCUUCGAUUGGACAAGCGAUCAUCCGUACCCAGACAUGUCGGCCCAUGUCAAAUUCGCCCGGUCCGUGGAUUGGAGCCAAACACCGCUAGGCCCGAUGGGCAGUUGGACAAGUCCUCUGCGUACGAUGAGUAAUCUGGUCAUGCGAGAUCCGAACCCUUCCGUCUUGUUCUGGGGAGAAGAGGUUACCAUGAUCUACAAUGAGGCUUACAUCGAGCUCAUCGGAGAAUUGCACCCGAUAGCCAUGGGCAAGAGCGCAAAGGUCGUGUUCGAGGAAUUUUGGAGCCAUUUUGUCCCUAUCAUCUCCCGCAACCGCCUUGUUGGAGAGGCUGUACCCGAAACUAACAAACCCAUCUUCCUCGCAAGAAGAAACAUGGUGGAAGAGACGUAUUUCUCCUUUACCUUUCUUCCCGUCAUGGAUGACCAAGGGAACGUCGUUGGCCAUUACGAACCUGUGAAGGAGACUACAACACAGGUCGUCUCCGAGAGGCGGCUUUCUACUUUGCUCAGGCUGAUCGAGGAAACCUCGAUUGCCCGGACACCGGAUGCCUUCUGGAGCUCGGUGUUGCAGGGGCUAUCAGCGAACGACAAAGACAUCCCCUUCGCCACGCUGUACGCCAUUGAAUGUGACGGGGGCUUGAGCGAAGACUCGUAUCUUGGCUCGAUCAAGAGCGUUGUGAAAGAAUGCACCUUAAAAGGCUCCCUUGGUAUACCCGAAGGCCAUCCUGCCGCUCCUCCUCAUCUCGACCUUCUGGAGGGCAUCGAGUCCUUCAUGCCCUACUUACAGGAAGCCGUCGACACGGGAAAGCCGAUACUUUUUGGCUUGGAUGAGCCGGCUUUUCCAAUGGACUUGUUUGAUGGCAUACGCUGGCGCGGGUUUGGCGAUCCAUGCAACGCGAUUGUCAUUUGCCCCAUCACGCCGACAACCACCACGAACGCGCUCGGCUUUCUAAUUGUUGGCCUGAACUCACGCCGUCCGUACGAUGAUGAUUACCAGCAGUUCAUGGGCGUCAUCGCUAGAUCACUGGCUACCUCGCUAGCAUCUGUCGUCCUGCACGAGGAGGAAAUACGGUCUCGUGAGAGGGUAAUCUCCCAAGCGGAGCUUAUGAAGACACAGCUCUCCGAGCAACUGGAUGUCAGCCGGAAAGAAGUCGCGAGAAACGAGAAGAAAUUCCAGCGCUUCGCGGAGCGCGCCGAUGUGGCUAUCUUCAUCGUAGGCUCGGAUGGCCACUACACUUACCGAAACCAGGCAUGGUUCGAGAUUUUCCAGCUGGGAGACGCCGAUCUAGACGUCAGAGAUGCUUGGCCUCGCCUUUGCUAUGCAGAGGAUAUACCAAGGUGCGAAGAGUAUUUCAAGCGGUUGAUGGCCGACAACUGCCCGAUAAACUUUGAACUCCGUCUCAGAAGAUCGUGGACGCCAGCGACAGAUGACGCAGCCCUGAUGACGGCUGAUGGGAAUUCGGUGCAAAGCGUGUGGAUUCUUUGUUCCGCGUAUCCCGAGGUCUCUGAAAGUGGUGAGAUCAAAGAGAUUGUAGGAUGUGUGACGGAUAUCAGCCGCCAGAAAUGGGGCGAGUGGCUGCAGAAGCAACGAACGGAAGAUGCCCUGGAAUCAAAGCGACAGCUCGAGAACUUCAUCGAUACCACAAGCCACGAGAUGCGCAAUCCUCUCGGUGCAGUCAUUCAAUGUGCGGAUGGCAUCAUCGCGUCCCACAGCGCUUACAUCGACUCCAACAGUGAUCUCGGUGAACUGGAACGAAAGCUUUUGGACAGUGGCAUCGACUCUGCGCAGACUAUUGCACAGUGCAGCCAGCAUAUGAAGCGCAUCGUUGAUGAUGUCCUGACAAUGUCCAAACUCGAUUCUGGUCUCCUCAUAAUGACGCCCGUUGAUACGCAACCGGAAUACCUUGGACGACAUGCUGUCAAGAUGUUUGAAGCCGAAGCCAGGGCGGCUGGCGUUGACCUCAAAUACACUGUCGAUCCAUCAUGCCGUGAGCUCGGUCUGGACUGGGUAUCACUUGAUCCCACUCGGCUUCUACAGAUCAUCAUCAACCUCGUCACCAACGCCAUCAAAUUUACGAGGCUAGAGUCGCGGCGGACAGUGAUUUUGAGCAUUGGUGCAAGCACGCAGCGUCCAUCCAGGUGCAAGGCCCACGGGGUCAACUACAUCCGCACCUCGGCCUCUCCCGAAUCGCCUUCGCUCAUUGCGGACUGGGCCAAGGGCGGCUGCGUUUUCGUCCAGUUCGCCGUCCAGGACACAGGCCGUGGCCUUACAGAAGAGGAAAAGCAGCUCCUCUUCGCCCGUUUCUCGCAAGCUUCGCCACGGACUCACAUUCGCUACGGCGGCAGCGGCCUCGGCCUCUUCAUUUCUCGCCGCCUUACCGAGAUGCAAGGAGGCGCCAUCGGCUUUUCGUCGCAUACCCGGGGUGGCAGCACCUUUGCGUUUUACGUCAAGGCCCGCCGUAGCGCCCCGCCGACGCCGCUUGACGUGGGCAGUACUGAGUCGAUGCAGGAAAUGAUGGACGUGUUGACUCCUCUGACACCUACCGGCAGCGCCGAUGAUGAGUUUGUGCAAACGCCUCCAGCGACGAAGGUGCACUCGCCGGUGCGGGCAAGGUCCGACUCGCUGGACCACGACCUUCAAGAAAGCAGCAGCCCGGCAAAACGUCCCAGCCUACGCCGCCAACAGUCGAACGUAUUGGACCCCAUUCACGUGCUACUGGUCGAGGACAACCUCAUCAACCAGCGCGUGCUGGCCAAAGAGCUGAACGGCAGAGGCUGCCUCGUUUCCGUGGCCAACCAUGGGGCCGAAGCGUUGGAAUUCCUGCGUAGAACGAUGUAUGCCUCGCCCGAGUACGCCAAGGUCGCGACAGGCAAUAGGAAUGGCAAUGGAAACGAUAAUUAUGGUGCGAGUGGUGCCUUCUCGCCACCGGCCAUGGCGCUCGACGUCAUUCUGAUGGACUGGGAGAUGCCGGUCAUGGAUGGGCUGUCGGCGGUGAGGGAGAUCAGGCGGAUGCAGAAGGAGGGCGUGCUCAGGGGGCACGUUCCGGUCAUCGCUGUGACGGCCAAUGUGCGGAAUGAGCAGGUCACGCAGGCCAUGGAUGCAGGCAUGGACGAUGUCGUGUCGAAGCCUUUCCGCGUCCCGGAGCUCUGCAAGAGGAUGCGGGGGUUGAUGCGCCAGCUGAAGGGGCCGAAAGUGCAGUUGAAUGGGGAAGCGUGA
Diplodia corticola is the source of this 3957-nucleotide messenger RNA. Its product is annotated as hsp90-like protein. The transcript is spliced from 2 exons. Gene Ontology annotation, biological process: phosphorelay signal transduction system; phosphorylation. Bases 1 to 3957 code for a protein of 1318 amino acids. The record is from RefSeq and is a predicted model, not a curated record. Lineage: Eukaryota; Fungi; Ascomycota; Dothideomycetes; Botryosphaeriales; Botryosphaeriaceae. Gene Ontology annotation, molecular function: phosphorelay sensor kinase activity.